AGCGAUGGUCACGUAGUCGGGGUGCUUUUAUGUUGUGUCAAGUAUUUCUUGUGAAACAACACGAAAAAUGCCUGCCAGGGCAGAAAGGCCUAGUUUGAUGUCAUUUCAAGAUGCUCAGCACAGUUGGACGGAUGAUUUACCAGUCUGCAAACAAUCUGGUGUUGGGUUUUCAACAAACCAAAUAUAUCGAGAAGAUGGAUACCGUCAAGAGGAACAUCCAUUUGAGGAUCGAAGUUUCCACUGCCGCUAUGAUGAUUCUACAUUUCUGUAUGGAGUAUUCGAUGGGCACGAAGGUACCAAAGCAGCAAACUUUGCCUUACAACGCAUGGCUGCAGAAAUUCUACUGGGACAACUCAAUGGUAAAACAACUGAUGAAGAAGUAAAGGAAGUUCUUAGACAGGCAUUUAUCACAGUAGAGAGGGGUUAUUUGGACUCAAUAGGUGAUCUCUUGGCUGAGCGUACAAGUUUACAAUUUGAUAUUCCUGAUGGCUUAAAUUCCUAUGAAGCAUACCAAAAAUUUCCACAUCUGGUCAAUAAACUUAAUUCCUUGAAUUGUGAAAUAUCUGCUGGUACAAGUGCAGUAGUGGCUCUGAUCUACGGAGGCAGAUUAUACGUUGCAAAUGUUGGUGACAGUAGGGCUUUGCUUUGCAAAACUGAUAGCAAUCAGGUACUCAGAGUUGUUCAAUUGAGUGCUGAUCAUGACUUACGAAAUGAGGAUGAACUCUUACGUCUCUCCCAAUUGGGUUUAGAUAUUGAAUCUAUUCGACAGGGUUCCCACCUGGGAAAUCAGGAGAACACACGGUGUUUAGGAAAUUAUCUAGUCAAAGGAGGAUAUAGAGAGUUUGAAGAACUAGCAUCAGCAACAGCAGAACCUAUAAUAGCAGAACCAGAAAUCAGUGGUGGUAUAGAACUUGACGAUUCAUGUAGAUUUCUAUUACUAAUGUCACGGGGUCUUUACAAGUCAUUAGAAGAAGCUACUAAAUCCGAUCAAGUGAAUAAAGACUUAGCCCAAAUGGCUGUACAGCAGUUCAGAGUACAGUCAACCUUAACAGGAGUAGCACAAGCCGUAGUCGACAAGGUUGUACGAAUUCAUCAUGACAGCAACAUGAGUAAUUCUCAAAAUACUUUAACCACAGGAAAACGGGAUGAUAUAACGUUGCUUGUUCGCAACUUCAAUUUUCCUCUUCCGCAUGCAUUAAAGAGUCCCACUAUUCCCUCCGUCAGAUUCAAUCCAGUAGUCCAGACUGCACCGAUUACAACCCUACCUGACGAGGAUUAUUCCAGCACUGGAACAGGAGCAAGUGAAGAUAAUGUUGAUACAUCAACCACAGAAACCUCUACAACCUCAGAUAUAUAUCCUCCUGACGCCAAGCCUCUUGACAGAAACGCAAAGAUUAAACCGUACGUUGACUUCACGGAAUAUUUCCAAAAUGUCGAGAGGAGACGGUUAGAAGGUACUUUACCAGAAGGUAUAGAUUUUUGAAAAUGCGAACCUUAUUGGAAAAACAUUUAGGAUUCUAUAAGUUUAAUAGAUUGUAUAUUGGUAUUGUAUGUAUGCGUGUGCCUUUUGUUACAUUUCAUAACAGAAUUUACUGCCUGAAAUUAUCAGAAUUUAGAAACUUUAAGUUCAUUACAGAGUCUAAAUAAUGUUAUGGAGAGGUUUUUUUGAAUCAGGCUUCAUCGACAGUUGUCGUUUGUGCUGCGAUAUUUAAUUCCACUUUUUUUUUCCUAUACUAUCAAUCGUGCACUUUCGAAUAUUAAUGAGAUAAAAGUUUGAUGCUGUGAUGUUAUCGAUAAUAAACGUUAUCACAAUUGAAUUACUACAUAAUAUUUAUACUGAGCAUUUAUCAGAUAUUCGGGCGUAGAAACGUCCCAAGAAUUAUACCGUGCGCCGAUAUACAGGUGUGUAUAUAUAUAUAUGUUAUAAAAAUUUAGUGUAUAUUUGUUCUUGUACAAAAACACUUUACAAAACAAAUGCUUGUCCAAAUGUUUGCUGCCAAUAAAGGACAUUAUAAACUUGUCA
Cephus cinctus (wheat stem sawfly) is the source of this 2023-nucleotide messenger RNA. Its product is annotated as TGF-beta-activated kinase 1 and MAP3K7-binding protein 1. Lineage: Eukaryota; Metazoa; Arthropoda; Insecta; Hymenoptera; Cephidae. Gene Ontology annotation, molecular function: protein serine/threonine phosphatase activity. The record is from RefSeq and is a predicted model, not a curated record. The transcript has 7 exons. Gene Ontology annotation, biological process: protein dephosphorylation. Bases 68 to 1483 code for a protein of 471 amino acids.